Messenger RNA from Plutella xylostella (diamondback moth), 1936 nucleotides. The record is from RefSeq and is a predicted model, not a curated record. Lineage: Eukaryota; Metazoa; Arthropoda; Insecta; Lepidoptera; Plutellidae.
CAAAUAUGGCGUGUUGGAGGAAAGAUGGUUUUCUUGAUUUGGUGUGUAAAUAAAUUAAAUUACGUUAUUUAAAGUGCAUCCGGCGGCUUUAAUUUUCAUCCCACAACUUUUGGGGGCUCGUCCGGGAUGAGAAUAAGCCAAAGGUGCAGAAGAUGGUGUAAAUAGUUGUAAAUACGGGUCCGUGUUGGUGAAGGAUUUUUCACACGGCAAAGAUGGCGGCGCGCACUAAGGCGAAAUUAUGGUGAAAAUUCAAAAUUAAAAAAGGUGAAAUAAAUAAAUGUGAACAAAUAUAAAUAAAGAAGGUGAUAAUGAUUUAAAUACGGUGAAGGUGAAAAACAGGGUGAAAAAUUAUUAAUGACUAAGACGACAUGAUGAUGACGGCGGCCCAACCCUCGUUGGUCAGCAUUGAGGCGACAAUCCCACCGUUCUCAGGAGCAGACCCGACGUACCCGGCGGCAAGGUGGGUCGAGGAGAUCAGUGACAAUGCGGAGAUAUUCGGGUGGUCACCUUCCCAAAAGUUGCUGAUGGCGCGACGUGCUCUGACUGGUGUGGCAGGUCUGUGGCUCCGGAGUGAAAAAGUUUUUAAGACUUUCGACGAACUGCAGCGGGCUCUGCUGGAGGAGUUUCCCUACGAUGUCAACCCGAAGGUGAUCCACGAGCUCAUGACUAACCGCAAGAAGAAGCGCGACGAGAGCUGUUAUGAGUACAUGCUGGUGAUGAAGGAGCUGGGAAAGCGCGGUGGAUUUGAAGACUACGUGGCAAUACAAUAUAUAGUGGAUGGUAUCGAAGACUGUGUGAUACACAAAGUCAUGCUGUAUGGUGUCACCACAUAUCCGGACCUGAAGGAAAAGCUGAAAAUUUACGAGUAUAUGAAAAGAAAGAUGGAGAUGAGUGCACGAACGAGAAGAGGCGAACGACCGAUAGACGACGUGUCGGUAAAGCAGGACCCUGAACAGCAACAGAGCAGCGGAUGCGGAGACAAGUCGGUGGUGUCGGUAAAACAGCACUCGAGUAUGUUCGAGUACGAAGUCAGGAUGGACGAGGCCAACAAACGGAGUAAUGAUUAUUCGCAGGAAACAGAAGUGACAGCGAUAAAGAACGAAUACGAGAAAUGUCAACGUCAGACGGAAGUUGUAAAUAAUGUAAAUAAUAAGCAAGUUAUACAGAAUAAAAAGGAGAAAAGUAGCAAAGAGGUACCAAUAGAGCUGGAGAGUAUUAAGGAGGAAAAGAUUGUUGAACAUAAAGUUGAAGAGGUAUGUGAGACAAAGGUGGAAGAAAAAAUUGAAAAGGUAGUUAAAAAGGAGCAUUUUUCAGGCGAGUUUGCUAAUCUUGUGAAGAAGAAAGAUGGCCAAAAAAGAUAUGUAGAAAGACGAUUUCAAGAUGGUUUGAUGGAGAAUAAAAUACUUUACGAAGGGAACCAGAAGAAAAUGAUGGUUUCAAGAGUUAUGGAGAUAGCGAGAAGGGUACACGAGAAUGGUACUUUCUCAGCAAAGAUGAUGAAAGAAGCGAUGGACAAAGAUUAUCACAUACUUCGUUGAAUACAUGAAGCGAUGAUCUUUAUAGGUUUUUAUUUGUGUGAUGAUGAUGACGAUGAAUGAAUGACGAAGAAUGAGUAUAUUUUUAUUGAAGUUGUAUUUUAGUCUGGGGCACAUUUUUAUUUUCAAAGAAGUUAUGUAAGUUGUUGUUUGCGUUAGUUUCAGUGUUGUAAUGUUAUGUAUAUUUGUUUGUUCUGAAGUUUACAUAAUAGAGUUGUUAUAUUGUGUUAAGAAUGUAGUUAGUAAAGAUUUUUAUGUUGUUUAAUUUUCGAUCAUUGUAAUAGUCUGAGGGCAGACUAUCUGCAGGAUGGCCGGGUUGUAGGAGUAGGAACAUAGAGUAUUAGAAAUAAUAGAAGUGUUGACUAUGGUGUUUCCUUUUAUGAAUUGCUCUUGCAAAUAUG